This is a messenger RNA of Monascus purpureus, 654 nucleotides long. Lineage: Eukaryota; Fungi; Ascomycota; Eurotiomycetes; Eurotiales; Aspergillaceae. The record is from the annotation of a GenBank genome assembly.
AUGUCUCGUGCAUCGCACUCGCUGACAAUCACCACCCCCAUCCCGCCGACUCUCCCACCGGCCAGGGUCAUCUCCGCUCUACACAACCAUACCGCCAUCCUCUCCCUCCAAGCGCUGACAACAGACUACAAAGACAUCCCCCUCUCCCAACUGGCAGCGGCAGAGAUAACCCAAGCAGACGCGUACUUCCAGCCAGUCUACAGCAUCGACCCCACCACUUCUUCAAACAACCUAAAACAAUACCUCGCCACAGAAGCAAUCCCCAUCAUCCCCGGCGCAGGAGACUGGGCCAAGAUAUCCCUCAGCUUCCUUGUCUGGUUCCAGGAUACGCAGUCUGGAGUGCGGACGCGCGCAGAUGCUCCGGCCGGCGUUGUGGUUAGGGCGGAGUAUACCGUGCAGACCCGUCAGAGUCAGGACCAGGACCUGGGAGUUGGACUAGGAUCGUCGGGUGCUUCUUCUAAUAACAACGCUAAUAAUAACGACAGUGAGACUACGGGGGAUCACUAUGCUAAUGCGUCGUCGGAUUCUUCCGAGUGGGUGCUGGUGGAGAAUGUCUCGGUUGAAUGUAACUGGUUCCUGAUGCCAUUUGUGAAGAGGCAGAUGGAAAGGGCGCAUCGGGAUAUUUGUCGGAGGGUUAUUGAGACGUUGCAUUGA